CCUCUAUACUCAUCACUCACCAUGCCGCGAUCGCCAGAGAUAGUAUCACUGCAAGACAUCGCACCACCAACCAACCCCUCCAAAAAGACCACAGCAUCCAAGCCCGACCAGCCAAUCACAACAAACGCAGCAGAGCCCUACUCCGCCUUCCCUCAAUCCACCGGCACAUACCUGACCUACAUACUCGGCAUCAUCCAACUAAUCUCCACCCUCACAACAACAAUCUACUUCCCGCUCAUCCCCACCCUGAGCACCCACUUUUCCGUGUCUAUCCAGGCUAUCAACUUGACCGUAACCGUCUACGCAAUCUGCCAGGCCAUAUCCCCGGGUAUCUUUGGCUCUCUGGCAGAUUCAUAUGGCCGCCGACCCAUACUACUCGGUCUCGUUACUACAUAUAUGUUAGCGAGUCUGGGUCUCGCCUUAAACAAGAACAGCUAUCCGGUCUUAAUUACGCUGCGAGCGUUUCAGAGCAUAGGUGGCUCAGCUACGGUGCCGAUUGCGUAUGGUAUUGUGGCUGAUGUUGCUGUGGUGUCGGAAAGAGGGGGGAUGCUGGGACCUAUGUUGUCGACUUGCAAUGGGAUUUCAGCUUUCGGGCCCGUUAUUGGUGGGGCGCUUGCGAUGAAGUCUACAGGGCAUAUGGGCGUCUUCAUGGCGCUUUUGGGGAUCGCAAUCCUGUGUCUCCUUCUAGUGGGCUUUGUGCUACCGGAGACGUCAAGGACAAUCGUAGGGAAUGGAGGGAGACCUGCGACGGGGGUUUGGCGGACUUGGAUUUCUUUCCUUGGGCGGAAGGACAGCGAUCAGACGGCAUCCACUGCUACAAAUCGACCUGCGAUGCCCAAGUCUUCUCAGACUCUCUCAAGGAUCUUCAAUUCUAUACGUAUGAUCCGUCAUCCAGACGCAGCUGUGAUUCUCUGGAUGGUCGCUUCAUCCUACGGGAUCUACUAUACCUUCCAGGUAGCCCACUCCGUCAUAUUCAAGGAACUGUACGAAUACAACGAACUGCAAAUCGGACUAAGCUUCCUGCCUGCACUAGCUGGUAUGACAAUCGGCGGGACGAUAGCCGGGAAGCUCAUGGACAUCAACUACGCGCAUCAUGCGCGUCAAGCCGAGAUAGUCGACCCAGCAAACAUCCUGGAUUUCCCAAUUGAGCGCGCUCGGUUCAGGAACAUGGUUCCACUGAUCCUAGCUGAGAUGGCGCUGGUCACAGGCUAUGGGUGGACGGUGCAACAACACACUCACCCUUCCAUCCCUCUUGUACUAGAGUUCUUCGUUUCCGCACUGGCUACUCUGCUAAGUCACACUGCAAAUGCGCUACUCGUGGAUGUAUUUCCCGAAGUACCAAGCACGGCGUACGCGUCAGGUCAGCUUGCGCGAGGGGCGUUUAGUGCUGCGUCUGCAGCUAUCAUUGAUCCUCUGGUGCGCGCUGUGGGUCGCGGGUGGUAUUUCACCAUUCUCGCGGCAUUUACCGGGACGGGCUGUUUGGCUUGUGUGAGUUGA
Messenger RNA from Alternaria rosae, 1497 nucleotides. Its product is annotated as major facilitator superfamily domain-containing protein. The transcript has a single exon. Gene Ontology annotation, molecular function: transmembrane transporter activity. The coding region runs from base 22 to 1497 and encodes 491 amino acids. Gene Ontology annotation, biological process: transmembrane transport. Lineage: Eukaryota; Fungi; Ascomycota; Dothideomycetes; Pleosporales; Pleosporaceae. The record is from RefSeq and is a predicted model, not a curated record.